Molecule: messenger RNA, 2471 nt
Organism: Dendroctonus ponderosae (mountain pine beetle)
Lineage: Eukaryota; Metazoa; Arthropoda; Insecta; Coleoptera; Curculionidae
Product: odorant receptor 49b
Exons: 8
Coding region: 937-2154 (405 amino acids)
Biological process (GO): sensory perception of smell; detection of chemical stimulus involved in sensory perception of smell
Cellular component (GO): plasma membrane
Molecular function (GO): olfactory receptor activity; odorant binding
Source: RefSeq, a predicted model, not a curated record
CAAUUACAUAUUAUCGAAAUAGUGACAAUUAUUUUUAUCAGGAUUUGGUUUGGCGUCAAGUUAACCUGGAAUUUGCUUGAAUUGUCUUUUCUUGUUUUAAUUUUGAAUAAUUGCAUAUAAUUUUAACUAAAUGCCGACCAAACCGAUUGUGAAAAUAAAGUACAAAACAUUGGAAAUUUAACGGUUGACAUUGUGCCCAAUAAAUAAAUACUUACAAUUGUUAUGAUACAAAUAUCUAUUUGGAUGGCCUUUGGUACCAUCCGCACUUAACAUUACCCAUAAAUGUUUAAAAUGCUGUUAAAACGACCAAAAGUCUGGACAAUGUAGAUUUCUUCAGGGGCACAUUAGAUCUAAUCCUUAUUAUUAUAUAAUUAAAUUAUCCACUUAUUUAAUUUUCAGGUUUCCAUUGAGCCAACUUUUCUUCUUUUAUUCAAUUGUCUACUUAUCCGCUCAAUUAGUUCCUUCUUCAUAAUUAACCUUUAUUAGUAAAAAUUAAGAUAUUUCGAAGUUCUCGUUUUGACUCCAAACUAAUUAUAUUUCAUUUCUAGCAUUUCAUUCAUCAGAUCGAUGUGUAUUAUCUAUAUUCAUAAUCAAAAUGAAAUGUUCCAAAUACAUUUGGGUGCAAGUUCAUACUUACCUUAAAGAAUUAUAUCUACUUUCUUACUCAACUAAUUAAAAUAUUUGUUUAUAAACUCCCGUCUUAAACUAAACCAUAUGCCAAGGACAGGUUAAGUAAUUCUUUAUCGAAGGUUCGACGAUUUUCCAACAAUUUCCCCAUUUUUAUGAGGAUCUUGCCCUAAUUAUUAAUGGGUUGUUGAAAGACGCAAAUUGAACCUCAAUUAAAGAGUUUUGUAUGCAAAUUACACACGGAAAAAUUAUACAAUUUUUCUUCAUAAUUGUGGAAACAUUAUAGUAUUCUGGAAGCUCUAAUCGAACAUGGCGAUAUAUCCAAAAUGUCGGCUGAUCCAAAUAUCUAUGAUAAGUUCUUCGUUAGUGGGAACAUUCCCCUGGCAAUUCAUGUUCCAAGAUAACAAAAUACUUAAAAACAUGUACGCUAUGUAUUCGAAAUUAAUGUUGGGAUAUUUCACGUUAUUUGUAUUCUCUCAACAGUUAGAACUGUUGAUUUUAAUAACCGAUGAAGAAGUAAUGAGAAAUGCUAUUUUCGCCAAUAUAUCCGUUACACCUAUAUACACCAUCACACUUGCAAAGCAACUGAUUAUGAUGUUAAAUAGUAGUUUCAGAGCUACUAUUAAGCAAAUUAUCGACACUGAAAAGUGCAAAUCUCCCAUUGAAGAUGACGAGGUAUUUGAAAUUGAACUUAGAAUCGUCCAAAGAAGCAAUAAACUUGUAAAAUAUUACGGAUUGAUGAUGUUUGUUUUGGGAACAUUAUAUUGCGUUAAACCGAUUCUAAUGACUCCAAAUAUAGUUUCAAGUGGCAACACGACGAAGGCAAUCGGAUUUUUUCCACUAUCUUCAUGGUUUCCAUUUGAUGAACAAAAACAUUACCCAUACGCUUACAUGUGGCAAACUCUAAGCCUUUUACAAGGAACUAUGUAUGUCACAACAACAGAUAUUUUAAUGUUCAAUUUAAUAGUAUUUACUGCUGUUCAACUGAGAAAAUUGAAGCACCUACUGAAAAAUUUUGUCCAUUACAAGGAAAGAUUUAUGACUUUAUAUAAUAUUGUAGAUGAUGAACAAGCGGCAAAAAUCACUUUGAUUUACUUCAUACGCAGACAUAAGGAAAUUAUCGAAUAUGUGCGGCUAUUUAAUGAGUCAAUGGAAAUUGUGAUGGUUUUUGAUUUUUUGCAAAGCUCCUUGCAUAUUGCCUCCGUUCUGCCCGAAGUUUUAAUGUCCGAAAUUUCUUUAAUGGUCGUACUAACCGUGGCUUCGUUCUUGGGAAGUAUGCUUUUCAGAUUGAGUCUAUAUUACUACCAUGCCAAUAACGUAAUUAUUUUGAGUGCAGAAUUGUCCUACUCAAUAUAUGAAAGUAACUGGUUUGACCAAACGCCUAAAGUGAAACAAAUGAUAUUAAUUUUUAUGCUCAGAACACAAGAACCGCUAACACUGCGUAUUGGAGGCUUCGCGGUGAUGUCCAUUGAGUCACUUAUUGCGAUUUUGAAGGCCACUUAUUCUUACGUGAUGCUGAUGAUCUAAAAAGGCAACCAACAAUAAGCUCUAUUAUUCAAGUCAAACUUUGCACACUUUGAACACCUUGCACUUGAAUUACUUUACAUAAAAGGGAAACAUCUGGUUGAUUAAAAACUCUGCAAUUUUGUGCACUGCAAACUUGUGAAAGUUGAUUUCUCAAAGCCAAUAGAGGUUUUUAGAGUAUAAAUGUAAUACUUUUUUCGAGUUACAAAAUGUUUGGUGCAAGCUAACGAUUUAAUGUAUGUAAUUAUUGUACUGCAUGAAAAAAGAUAUUGUUCAGUUGGUUAAGUCUAAUCAAUAAACACCUUCGCAUCUCAGUUGAA